This is a messenger RNA of Octodon degus (degu), 1671 nucleotides long. RefSeq names its product karyopherin subunit alpha 7 (gene Kpna7). Gene Ontology annotation, cellular component: nucleus; cytoplasm. Gene Ontology annotation, molecular function: nuclear import signal receptor activity; protein binding. Gene Ontology annotation, biological process: NLS-bearing protein import into nucleus. The transcript is spliced from 11 exons. NCBI's taxonomy places the organism in Eukaryota, Metazoa, Chordata, Mammalia, Rodentia, Octodontidae. The record is from RefSeq and is a predicted model, not a curated record. Bases 1 to 1671 code for a protein of 556 amino acids.
AUGCACAUGGGCAAGGUUAAGUGGAAGAAGUUUACCACGGGGUUAGCAGUGGCUCAUGCUGGAGAUGGUUCUGACCCAAGGCAAUUUUCUUCAGUUAACAUGGCAGCCGUGGGCUAUCCUAAAUGGAGGCUGAACCAAUUUAAGUACCGAGGGAAAAAUAUAUCUGUGAGGCGAAGACAGAGGAUUGCAUUCAGCCUGGAGCUCAGGAAGGCCAAGAAAGAUGAGCAGGCUUUCAAGAGAAGGAAUAUCACCUACCUCUCUCCUUACCCAGAUUCUAAGAAUACAACCAAAGAGGUCAGACUCACAAUGGAUGAAAUCAUCAUAGGUAUAAAUGACUCAGAUUUUGAGGUAUGCUUCGAGGCCACCCGGGAAAUCAGGAAAAUGCUAUCCCAGGAAAACAAUCCUCCUCUCGAAAUGGUUGCUGAGUCAGGGGUCAUCCCCAGGCUGGUGGAGUUCCUGAGGGUAUCCCAACACCCCUAUUUGCAGUUUGAGGCAGCCUGGGCUCUGACCAACAUUGCUUCGGGGACUUCAGUGCAGGUCGGAGCAGUUGUGAAGGGGGGUGCCAUUCCACCCCUCCUUGAGCUCCUGUCUUUCCCCAGCACAAUGGUGUGUGAACAGGCAGUGUGGGCACUCGGUAACAUAGCCGGUGAUGGGCCAGAAUUCAGAGAUACUGUUAUCUCCAGCAAUAUUAUCCCUCGUCUGUCAGCCCUGGUUUCGUCACCCAUAUCAAUCACAUUUCUACGGAACAUCACAUGGACCCUGUCCAACUUGUGCCGAUACAGGAACCCACCCCCUCCUGAGAAUGCAGUGAAGCAAAUGCUGCCCAUCCUUUCCCACCUCCUACAGCAUGAGGAUGACGAAAUUCUCUCGGACACCUGCUGGGCCCUGUCCUACCUCACUGAAGGCUGCACUAAGCACACUGCCCUAGUGAUUAAAACAGGGGUCCUGCCCAGGCUGGUAGAGCUCAUGACCAGCUCAGAACUCAGUGUCGUGACCCCUUCUCUCCGCACUAUGGGGAACAUUGUCUCCGGGACAGAUGACCAAACCCAGAUGGCCAUCAAUGCAGGCAUGCUGAAGGUGAUGGCCAAGCUCCUGCAACACCCAAGGUCCUCUGUCCAGCAGGAAGCAACCUGGACCCUGAGCAACGUGGCUGCUGGGUCCCGCUGUCAAAUCCAGGAGCUGAUCACUCAUGAUUUGCUGCCUUCUUUGGUAACUCUGCUAAGACAUGGGCAAUAUAAAGUUCAGGAAGAAGUUGUCUGGAUGUUGUCUAACUUCACAUUGGAGGCCUCGGCAGACCAGCUCUUCCAGCUCGUUCACGUGGGAUUCCUGGGGCCACUGUUGAAUCUGCUCUCUUUUCCAGAUGAGAGGAUGUCCCUUACCAUCCUCGAUAUCGUCUCUUCUAUCCUCCAAGCUGCCCAGAAACAGAGUGAUAGGGAAAGCUUGUGUCUCCUGAUAGAAGAACUCGGUGGGGUUGACAGACUCAAGGCUUUACAGCUGCACAACAGCUGGGACAUCUCCUGGGCUGCGGAGGACCUCCUUGAGGAGUACUUCAGUGAGACUAUUAAGCCAAUGUGGAUUAAGAAGCUCCUGUAUGCCAGACAAUAUGCUACCAUGCAAGAACUUCUAAAAGGUCGACCAAAAAUGGUCUUCAUAUUUUUGGCUGACAACUAG